Molecule: messenger RNA, 1782 nt
Organism: Eruca vesicaria subsp. sativa (arugula)
Lineage: Eukaryota; Viridiplantae; Streptophyta; Magnoliopsida; Brassicales; Brassicaceae
Source: the annotation of a GenBank genome assembly
AUGAGGGGAAGAUCAGAGGGAGGGAAGAAGAAGCCAGUGAUUGUUCUGGUCUGUGUUGUUUUUGUAUACCUUUUAGUUGGCUCCUCUAAUCAUGCUAUUGAGUACGGGAGGAAACUUGGUUUUGGUACUACUAGUGAUAAUAAUAAUAAUGAUGACAACACCAAGAAAGACGACACUUCUUCUACCUCCUCCUUUUAUGUCGAUGAUGAUGCCAACGGUUUCACUCCAAGAAGCUUCCCUGUGUGUGAUGAUCGGCACUCGGAGCUUAUCCCUUGCUUAGACAGGAAUCUCAUUUACCAAAUGAGACUAAAGCUUGAUUUGGCUUUGAUGGAGCAUCAUGAACGCCACUGUCCUCCUAACUGCUUGAUUCCUCCUCCUCCAGGUUAUAAGGUUCCGAUCAAGUGGCCGAAAAGCAGAGACGAAGUUUGGAAAGUGAACAUUCCUCAUAUUCACCUUGCCCAUGAGAAACCUGAUCAAAACUGGAUGGUUGUCAAAGGAGACAAAAUCAAUUUCCCUUGUGGAGGCACACAUUUUCAUUAUGGUGCUGAUAAGUAUAUUGCAUCCAUGGCUAAUAUGCUUAACUUUCCGAACAACGUUUUGAACAAUGGGGGAAGACUGAGGACGUUUCUAGAUGUAGGGUGUGGUGUUGCAAGUUUUGGUGGUUAUCUUCUUGCAUCAGAUAUUAUUACCAUGUCCUUGGCACCAAAUGAUGAGCAUCAGAACCAAAUCCAGUUUGCUCUUGAGAGAGGGAUUCCUGCCUACCUCGGCGUUCUAGGGACAAAGAGGCUCCCAUACCCAAGCAGAUCCUUUGAACUUGCACAUUGUUCACGUUGCAGAAUCGAUUGGCUUCAAAGAGAUGGUAUCCUUCUUCUUGAGCUAGACAGGGUGCUGAGACCUGGUGGCUAUUUUGCGUAUUCAUCUCCAGAGGCAUAUGCACAAGAUGAGGAGGAUCUCAGAAUAUGGAGAGAGAUGAGUGCUCUUGUGGAGCGUAUGUGUUGGACGAUGGCUGCUAAAAGGAAUCAAACUGUGAUUUGGCAAAAACCUAUGACAAACGAUUGUUAUAUGGAAAGAGAACCUGGAACUCAGCCUCCUCUUUGCAACUCUGACAGUGACCCUGAUGCUGAGUAUGGUGUAAACAUGGAAGCUUGCAUUACUCAAUACAGUGACCAUGAUCACAAAGCCAAGGGAAGUGGAUUGUCUCCAUGGCCAGCUAGAUUAACCUCUCCUCCUCCCCGUCUAGUUGAUUUUGGAUAUUCCACUGACAUGUUUGAGAAGGAUACGGAAACUUGGAAGCAUAGGGUAGAUGCUUACUGGGAUCUCUUGACUCCUGCAAUUCAAUCAGACAGUGUGAGGAACAUAAUGGACAUGAAAGCAAACAUGGGUUCCUUUGCUGCUGCUCUGAAUGAUAAAGAUGUUUGGGUUAUGAAUGUUGUUCCUGAAGACGGGCCUAACACGCUUAAACUGAUAUACGACAGAGGCCUGAUGGGUGCUGUUCAUAGCUGGUGUGAAGCGUUCUCAACGUACCCUAGGACAUAUGAUUUGCUCCAUGCUUGGGACAUCAUUUCCGAUAUCAAGAAGAGAGGUUGCAGUGCAGAGGAUUUUCUGUUGGAGAUGGAUCGUAUACUUCGCCCAAGUGGGUUCAUACUCAUAAGGGACAAACAAUCUGUAGUUGAUCUUAUGAAGAAGUAUCUCAAGGCUUUGCAUUGGGAGGCAGUUGAUACCAAGAUUCAGACCAAGACUCGGACAAUGUCAUACUCAUUGUCCAGAAGAAGCUCUGGUUGA